AUAAAGGCAGUCGUUUUGUGCCUCUCUAAUAGGUGACAGUGAAAAUGUCGUGUAGUGUUCUCUACAACCUUGAUGGGGUCUGGGACUUUAUCCGAAGACUUGUAAUUCUCUUAUAAUCUACAGUAGGUUAUUUCCCUAUGGGCCAAACUGUAAAUGAUAUCCUUAUAAACACGGCGCGUUUCUACGUCAGAACGCGCCGUUUAUACGUUUAAACUUAAUUGAAGCUGCUGCUCUCUCCCCCUACCCUUGUUUCCCAACAGUUUGGCUUUCAAACGCCACAUUUCAUUGCUUCCCCCACACGAAACACGCUCCAACCUGUUUCACUCCCUCCCAUGUAUCGAUUAUUUUUCCUUCCUCUUCAGCAGCUGCCUCCCUGCCAGGUUUGCUCCAGUCCUCACAAGAUUCCUCCCCCCUCCCGCCCACUAACUCAAAUAUCGCUCCCCCUCCCAUCCACUAUCUCAAAUCUCGCUCCUUCCCCUGCCGCCUCCUCCUCUCUCCCCCAUCUCUGAUGCAGCAGAAUGACAUCACACAGAGCAGGCUCCUGCAAAAGAAUCUGAAGAAAGCAAAAGAAAUACAGGGCUGAUUUUUCUGGAGACAACUAUUUGUACAGUGCCCCCCUGGCAGCUGGCAUUUCUGCCAUUAAUUGCUGAUGCCUCGUAAGAAGAAGCAAAGCGAAUGCUACGCACGCAAACCUCGCCUACUGUUCGUGGAGAGCCCAAAGCGGGGUCUGUGCCAUAAGUAUGAACUUCCCCCUCAUAUGGCUGUCCACCCUGUAUGUGCACCCACCAGACCUCUGGAUCACAAUGCAUCAACCUCUUGGGUUUGCCCACAGUUUGACCAGGCAGAAGAACUGCACUUCUCAGGACGGCGGAGACUACGCUAUAUGUUCAGCAACCGCACUUUGCAGAACCGCAAGCGGGAUGGGAAUCGCAGUAAGCUGAGAGGUAGCGGCAUUAGACCCGGCGCCUGCAAAUUACCCUCCUUAUCCUUUACGAAAGUGGCUCCCGACACCCCAAGAAAACGGCCUGGGGGGAAAACAACUGCUCCAUUGUCUUCCCCUCCACAAGAAGUACCGAGCACCCCAGAUGUACAAACCCCAGAAACCAGCCUUAACUGCAACCAGAGUACCGACUUACCUAAUGGAAUCCCUGUCAGUAGGUCACCGGAUAGAGGGCAAGAUGAGCAAAGGGAUGGGUUUGACUCCCCGGUGCUGGAGGGCCUGUCUCGCGUACUUGUAAAGGAUACUCCAGAGCGUGAAUAUGGGCUAAAAAACACAUGAGCUACCUGAAAGCACAAGGACAGCUAAAAAGCAGCCAGACUCUAGUGCCAAUGUGAAAGAGGGAAGGUUCCCAAGUUAAUUUAUCAGUUAAUAUAUAGGUUAAUAUAAUGCUUAGAACUGUAAUAUACAGGCAGGGACCAGACAAUGUCAAUGUAAUAAAGUAAAUAUUGCUAUGCACUUUUAUUGUUUCGGUUACUUUAUAAAGGUUUUACUUUCAGGGUUUUGCCUUGGCAGAACAAUUUUGGAUCCCGGAAGUGAACCGAAGUAAGCACUUAAAGUGGUUGGGUACCUUUGAGUUAACUUUUAGUAUGAUGUAUA
Molecule: messenger RNA, 1597 nt
Organism: Xenopus laevis (African clawed frog)
Lineage: Eukaryota; Metazoa; Chordata; Amphibia; Anura; Pipidae
Gene: rhno1.L
Product: RAD9, HUS1, RAD1-interacting nuclear orphan protein 1
Exons: 3
Coding region: 650-1279 (209 amino acids)
Source: RefSeq, a predicted model, not a curated record